AUGGGUCGGGUCAGAAUAGUGACUAGUGAGAGAGCACUUGAAGUGAGAGAUUCGAGGAAAGUUGAGGAAAAUCGCAGAGAGAGAAUUGUAUCUGACUGUUCAUCAAUGGAGCCUGUCAUUAUCGGUGCGCUAAUUUUGGAUGUUCACGCCAAGCCUUCAUCCUCACCGAUCUCAGGAACCACCGUCCCUGGCCAGAUCUUAUUUGCACCUGGUGGUGUAGCAAGAAAUGUAGCUGAGUGCAUCUUCAAGCUCGGAGUUAGACCUUUUAUGAUUGGUACUUUGGGGAUCGAUGGUCCAGCCAAUGUAUUAUUGAAAGAGUGGAAGCUCUCCAUGGAAGGAAUCUUAAGACGUCAAGACAUCAGUACUCCCAUCGUAUCGCUUGUAUAUGACACUAAUGGAGAAGUUGCUGCUGGUGUCGCUGGUGUAGAUGCAGUUGAAAAGUUUCUGACACCUGAGUGGAUCCACCGGUUUGAAUACAAGAUAAGCUCUGCUCCUGUUCUUAUGGUAGAUGCAAAUCUCAGUACUCUUGCUUUGGAAGCAUCUUGCAAAUCGUUCUUUCUUCUUGAAGUGGCUGCAGAGUUCAAUGUUCCUGUAUGGUUCGAGCCAGUGUCGGUCACAAAGUCGCGGAGAAUCGCCUCAAUCGCCAAGUAUGUAACUGUAGUGUCACCAAACCAAGACGAGCUCAUAGCAAUGGCGAACAGUCUCUGCGCCAAGAAUAUGUUUCAGUCUCUUAAACCGGAAGAAGAUAAGCUUUCACAAGAAGAUAUGUUCCGCGUUCUAAAGCCAGCCAUUUUGGUUCUUCUUGAAAAUGGCAUUAAAGUAGUUAUCGUAACACUCGGCUCCAAUGGAGCUCUCUUAUGCUCCAAAGGAAACCCGAAAAAAGCGUUGAGGAUAAACCGAAAGUUUCCUAAAAGUGGAGAGAUCUUCAAACGAGUACAGUCCGUAUGUUCACCGAACCGGUUCUCUGAACCGGGUUCGAGUCUAUUCGCAAUGCAUUUCCCGACCGUCCCAGCCAAAGUCAAGAAGCUCACUGGUGCAGGCGAUUGUUUGGUAGGCGGUACAGUCGCGUCGCUGACCGAUGGUUUAGAUAUAAUCCAGAGUUUAGCGGUUGGCAUUGCCUCGGCUAAAGCAGCGGUUGAGUCAGAUGACAAUGUGCCUACCGAGUUCCGGUUGGAUCUAAUUUCUGAUGAUGCGGAGUUGGUUUACAGUGGCGCCAAGAUGUUGUUGGUUCAUCAUCAUCGGUCCAUGCUGUGAAGAAAUGAAUGAUUGAUCUUGUUGGUUCGUUUGCCAAAAUAGUCUUUUUUGCCUUUGGGCUUAGCAAAUUGUCUUUAUGUACAACAGUUUCUUCUGUAUUUGUUUUCUCCUCCUAUUAAGCAAUUUUCAUAUGAACCAACAAGAAACUCAUAUGAAAUGAAAACUUGAUAUAUAGGGUUCAAUGAAUUUUAAAAAUUUAAGAGCCUUAGUCUCUAUG
Thlaspi arvense is the source of this 1471-nucleotide messenger RNA. Lineage: Eukaryota; Viridiplantae; Streptophyta; Magnoliopsida; Brassicales; Brassicaceae. The record is from the annotation of a GenBank genome assembly.